Molecule: messenger RNA, 941 nt
Organism: Nilaparvata lugens (brown planthopper)
Lineage: Eukaryota; Metazoa; Arthropoda; Insecta; Hemiptera; Delphacidae
Product: sentrin-specific protease 1-like
Exons: 4
Coding region: 40-549 (169 amino acids)
Biological process (GO): protein desumoylation
Cellular component (GO): nucleus
Molecular function (GO): deSUMOylase activity
Source: RefSeq, a predicted model, not a curated record
UGAAUCCUUCUCCGUAUUUUCCAGGUUAUAAAUUUUUACAUGAAUUUGCUGAUCGAACGCAGCAAAAAAGAAGGUCUUCCCAAGGUGUAUGCCUUCAACACCUUCUUCUAUCCAAAGUUGAUGGAGUCGGGCCAUGCGUCCCUCAAAAGGUGGACCAGAAAGAUAGAUAUUUUCUCGCAGGACUUGAUCAUUGUUCCUGUACAUCUGGACAUGCACUGGUGCAUGGCUAUAAUGGAUUUUAGGAGUAAAAGAGUUGAAUACUAUGACAGUAUGGGAAGUCAUAACAAUAAAUGUCUUACAGCUCUUCUCAAGUAUCUGGAAGAAGAAAGUAAAGAUAAAAAGAAAACACCUUAUGACACAUCGGAUUGGAAAGCUGUGAAUAUGGAAGAUAUUCCGCAGCAAACGAAUGGCAGUGAUUGCGGUAUGUUCGCGUGCAUGUUUGCCGAAUACAAAUGUCGAAACGCUAAGAUCACAUUCAGUCAGAAGGAAAUGCCUUACUUCCGUCAGAAAAUGGAGAAGGAAAUUCUAACGGGCAAAUUGAUGAUGUAAUCUUGUGAAAAGUGGUGAAUGUAGCAUAACUACCAAUCCGCACUGAUAAAAACUAUUGUUAAUAAAUUUUAACAAUUUUUGUAUUAUUAUUGCCUAAUAUUAGUUUAAUAUUAAUUUUUAAUAAUCUUGUAGGAUUGAUCUUUAUUUAUUAAUAAUCUUGUCUAAUGAUCAGUUAAGCAUUAACAAUAGUAGUCAUUAAUUUAUUCAAACCCUUCAAUUUUCUAUGUUUUAUUUUCAAGAUCUUUGUUUUGAUUUUCAAUCAUUUCAAUGUUGAUGAAAGAGAUAACCAUGUACAAUUUCUCAUAGAGAAACCUAACAGAUAGAAAAUUAUGCUGAAUAAUUCAUUUUUCUACUUUUCCAUUAAAUUUAUUCAGCUUACAGGAUGCCACUUA